CACUCAUUCUCCUCCUCCUUAGCAUCAUCAGUACCAGGAGCAGCAGCAGCAGCCCUGACAGGAGCCAGAGCCCAGCAGCAGGGACUGCAAUCCGCCAACUGCCUUUUUGUACCUGCUCCAUCGACACCAGCAGCAGUAACCACAACCUUGCUUCCUCCUGGGAGAGGGAGAGAGUGUGUUGAGGGAGGACCCUGCAAAGACCCAGGUGAUGACCUGAAAAGAUCAUGUCUGAGGUACAGGGAACGGUCGAGUUUUCUGUGGAACUACACAAAUUCCACAAUGUGGAUCUCUUCCAGAGAGGAUACUACCAGAUACGAGCAGGGUUGAAACUUCCAUCCAGGAUUCCCCAUAGACUGGCUGCAACAAUCGUAGAGCAAACAGGUGACUCUAGCCUCUCUUCAGCCUGUGUUCAUGAGAACAACGUGCACAGUAGAAUAUUUCAGAUCUUAUACAGGAACGAAGAGAUUGUUAUCAACGAAUCGAUGAACUUCAGGGUCCACUUACUCCUAGAUGGCGAGAGGGUGGAAGAUGCAUUAAGCGAAGCAGAUUUUCAGCUCAAGUUGGACCUGCACUUUACUGAUAGUGAACAACAGCUGAGAGACAUUUCAGCGAUCCCUGUGAUAAGCAGCCGUACUUUGGGGCUUCACUUCCAUCCAAGAAGAGGCUUGCACCACCAUGUUCCUGUCAUGUUUGACUAUUUCCACCUGUCAGUGAUAUCUGUUACAGUGCAUGCCUCACUGGUAGCGUUACACCAGCCACUGAUCAGCUUUGCUCGUCCAGGAAAAGGGUCGUGGCUGGGUAAAGGCAGCCUGGAGACAGGACCAGACCAGUCCAGUAUGUCAUUGGAAAAUCUAGUGUUCGGAGCUGGCUACUGCAAACCGACUUCAUCUGAGGGAAGCUUUUAUGUCCCUUCUGAAAACUGCAUGCAGCAUGCAUACAAAUGGCAUAAGGACCUGUGUCUGCUGCUCUUGAAUGCAUACAGAGGGCUUCAUGUGUACUACACAGUCAUAAUGAAAGAGAUUCCAGAUUUGCCACAGCUGAAGUUAGCGGAGCUCGCUGUGGAAGAUACGCUAUCUCAACUUUGUACCGAGCUGCAGAUGUUGAACAAUCCAGAGAAGAUAGCAGAGCAGAUAAGCAAGGACCUAGCCUGGCUUUGCUCCCACCUUUUGGCACUAUGGACCCAGUUCCUGGAGACAGUGACACUCCAUCCAGAAGUCACAGCCUAUCUUACUCAGGAGCAUCACAUGCUAAGGGUAAGAAGAUUCUCAGAAGCAUUCUUUUAUGCCGAGCACCAAAAGCUAGCUGUGCUGACCUUUCAGGAAAGCCUGAUUCAAAGUCACAGCCAGAUUUCUACGGACGUUCGGAAUUCCGAGUACCUCACCAGCAUGCCCCCUCUGCCGGCCGAAUGCCUGGACAUUGACGGGGAUGGGAACACAGUCCCUGUGAUUUUUGAAGACAGAUAUGUGGACUUCCCUUACAAAAGUCAAAGUGUGGAUGUUUUCCCAGCUUGUGAGGUUCCUGAGAUGAAUGGUACACAAAUGGACUUAAUAAACAACAAGGAGGCUCUUGCAUCGAAUGAUGACAUUACAUUAGCAAACGGAGAUUUCAGAAAAGAUACUCUGUUAAUACAUACAGAUAAAAUAAAUGGGAAUGCCUCCUGUAUCUACAGCGAUAUUUCAGUUGAUGCUUAUACGGCUAAAGCUUUGACUCAGGACUCCACAUCUCAGGCUUAUACAGUCAAAAAGGAAGUCCAAAGGAAAAUGGAUGUAUCCCAUGAAAAUGCAUCAGUUUCAAGUAAGGAAAUUGUUUCUGGCUUGGGACCAGGCCUUUUAAAACACAAAGCCGAAGACUUCCAAACAUCAGUGGAUAUUUCAUUAAAAGAUGAUAGACUUGCUACAGGUGUUACAUGCGUGGAUAUGAAACCUAGCAAUAAGGAUUCCCAUGAAAGCGAACCCACAUUAAUCAUUAGUGCUCUGGGUGACAGCGAAACUAGCGGCCUCUUACACAGCACUGAGUUAAGUAAAGCAGCUAAAACUGAUAAUUAUGAAAAUAGUCUCACUUCAGAUGAACUUGCAUUAAAUGAACUAAACAGUCUUGAAAAACCAGUGGAUCAAGACAACAAGGCUCUGUUACCGGUUUUGAAAGCGUUACCAAUCAGUACUUUGGAUUUAUUAACCCAGACAACAAAAGAUGCCCCAGAGCUGAAGUCAUUUGUGAAGGAGCAAAGAGCUGAGGAAUGCGAAGAGUUUACCCUGAUGUCAGGGGUCAUAAAGAGAUCUUCGUCAAUAAUAUCCGACUCGGGCAUUGAAAGUGAACCCAGUUCGGUGGCUUGGUCCGAUGCGCGUAGCCGGGCUUUGGAGCUGCCCAGUGACCGCGAGAUGCUGCAGCAGCUGGUACGGAGGCACACCAUACACAGAAACUCCCUAGAGGGUGGGCAAACAGAAAGCAAUACAAGCUUGCCCAGUGGCAUCCAAGCAUCGCUGACAUCAAUUAGCUCAUUGCCAUUUGAGGAAGAAGAGCGGGAAGUGGAACUUACAAAGCUGACCAAAUCCGUUUCUGCGCCACAGAUCAGCAGCCCGGAGGAGCCCACAGACACGGUAGAUGUUUCCAAAUGCGAUAAAGCAAUCUUGGAAGUUGUGGAAGGGCCCUUGAAAAGCUACAUGGAAGUGACGUGCAGAAGCAUAGAAAUAGCAGGGAACUUUUCUGACUACCAGACUGCCAGGGAAAGUGAGCGAUCAGCACCGGACAUCGCCACAGGAGCGCAUCCUAGCGCUGCUGUCAAACGAGGUAACAGCAGCGCUGAGCGACCAGAAGAAGUGGAAGUUAAGGAAGGUUUGGAAUAUGCAGGACAACCUGUCAGUCUAAAGCAACACAGAUGGGAUACCUCUGAAUGCCAGGCAGUGCAGAGUAACGAAGAGAGCAGCUUGGAAACACUGAGUGUCACCACAUACUCAGAUCCUAGUAGCGUGCAGUGCGGUGCAUGUAGUGAGGAUCUGAAAGAUGCACUUAAACCCAUACUCGAGGGGUUGAAAAUAGGUCAAGACUUUUAUUCCAGAGUUAGCACACCAGACAUCGAGAAUUUCUCACGUGGCCUGAGCCAGGUACCAGAUUUUUGCUACACUGUUCCAGCCUCAUCGGAGACAUCGACUGAAUUUGGUUCAACCAGAGGAGAGUGUGGUAGCCCCGUCGCCAGUGAAACCAUGAUGUCAUGUGAAGAAAUGCAGGGCUUACAAGAAAUUGAACUCGACGACGCAGCUGCACUGUUGGAUUCUGCUGCAGGACCUUAUUGUGCCGAAUAUCCUCAGGAGCUGGACAGGGUGGAGCGUCGGCUUGUGGCUAACGGCAGCACUGGCUUUCACUCUGUUGCCACAGAGGGAUUGGCACUGGAGAGUCGAAAGGCCGUUGAGGUGGUUAACCUGUCUGUUUCUUGCACAGCCACGUGUCUUCCCUUUUCUUCGGUGCUCAAAGAGACUCCUGCCGUGGUUGGCUUCUCUUCAAAGCAGGCUGCUUUCCCUAUCACACACCAGCCUUUAGGCUCCUUCGGCGUUGUCCCCUGCAGCUCAGAUGAUGUGGAGGAAGAGGCCAAUGAAAGGAUGCUUAGUUUUUAUCAGGCCAAAGAAAAGUUUAAAAAAGAACUGAAGAUUGAAGGAUUUCUGUACAGUGACUUAUCUGUACUAGCUUCUGAUAUCCCAUAUUUUCCACCAGAGGAAGAGGAAGAAAAUUUGGAAGAUGGAAUUCACCUGGUUGUCUGUGUCCAUGGACUGGAUGGGAACAGCGCAGACCUGCGACUGGUAAAGACUUUUAUAGAACUGGGACUCCCCGGUGGAAAGCUGGACUUCCUAAUGUCUGAAAGAAACCAGACUGAUACUUUUGCUGAUUUUGAUUCGAUGACUGACCGAUUACUGGAUGAAAUUAUUCAACAUAUCCAGUUGUACAACCUGUCCAUCUCCCGGAUAAGUUUCAUUGGUCAUUCCCUCGGUAACGUCAUCAUCCGAUCAGUAUUAACUCGGCCAAGGUUUCGCUAUUACCUCAACAAGUUACACACCUUCCUGUCCCUCUCUGGGCCUCACCUAGGGACCCUGUACAACAACAGUACUUUGGUUAGUACAGGCCUAUGGCUCAUGCAGAAGCUGAAAAAAUCAGGGUCACUUUUGCAGCUGACCUUCAGGGACAAUGCAGAUCUCCGCAAAUGUUUCCUGUACCAGCUCAGCCAAAAAACAGGUCUUCAGUACUUUAAAAAUGUUGUGUUGGUGGCAUCUCCCCAGGAUCGAUAUGUCCCAUUCCAUUCAGCAAGGAUAGAAAUGUGCAAAACCGCACUUAAAGACCGGCACACAGGUCCCAUUUACGCAGAGAUGAUAAACAACCUCCUCCAGCCUUUGGUCGGGGCAAAGGACUGCACUUUAAUCAGACACAACGUGUUCCAUGCGCUCCCCAACACUGCCAACACGUUGAUUGGACGGGCCGCCCACAUAGCCGUGCUGGACUCUGAACUUUUCCUGGAGAAGUUUUUCCUCGUGGCAGGACUCAACUACUUCAAAUAGCGCCCGAAGCACUGGGUAACAAAGGAAAAGCAGAGGGUUCAAUGGUGUAGAAGCCCUUAGCCAAAAGAGCGCAGUAUUAGAAAUGAGUAACAUGCACGUGAUGAGGUGGGACCCUAACACUCAUCCCAUUUUCAUUUAUGUUUCAGAGAAUAAAGUGCUGUGGCUUUAAGAUAUUCCAACUUCCAAAUAUUGGUGCUUUUGGAAGACACAAAUAUUCAUGUUCAGUUCCAUGUUCUCUUUUGAUUGUUCACCUAAGACAAAAGCCACUUCUGAAACAGAGAACAAAAAUAAGAAGGCCAACUCUAUAGAUGUGACUGAACCAACAUGAAUCCAACCUCUGUUAAAUAUCACUCGAGGGACACAGUCUUCUUUGAUUUCACGCUCCUGUACUUAAUAAGAAAGCUAUACAUCUGUAGCACUUUUGUUGGGGGUAGUUAAUACAAGAGAAAACAAGCAUAUAUGAACUCAGGUUAAAACCUCCUUUUUGAUGAACUGGACAAUAUGAAAAAUAUGUAUGUGGUCAGAAUCCUUGAUAGCUUCAGUGGUUCCAUUUGUCUAAAGAAAAUGCACAGAUGGUUCCAUUAUCCGUACUCAUUUGUAACAUUCAUGCAGUCAAGGCAUGGAAGAGGGGAAAAGAAAUAUUUAAAUAAAAGGAAGGAGUCUUUAUAAAGCCUUUAAAAAACUCCAUUUCAUGUGAAAUAAAUGAACUCAAGAUAGAAGCAAUCAAAGCAAGAGAGGUGUAUUGGAAUAAUCAUGGGAUUAACUCAUCUUCUGUUAGCAUCUCUCCUGUUUACAUUUAUGGACAAACAUUGUUUUUGCUUGUCUUUAUAACCAAGGUACAUUUUUUUAAAUCUUUACCUAAGUACAUUGGCCCCAGUUUUAAAAAAAAUAUUGGUAUACUGAGCUGGUAUUCAAAGUCAUGCCAAUUAAUAGUGCCACCAAAGCAAUCAAAGGCAAUAGAUUGUAGCUUUUCAACAGAAGGUUGUGAAAUGCUUCAAAAUACAGGGCUUUAUGCUAUUAUGCACUUUCUGAAAUAUGUUAGUCCCAUCUGGAACACCGUAUGCAGUCCUGACUACCACAGCACUAAAGCGGGUAGCAAAUUUUUAAAGAGAAAUUAUUAAAAAAUAUUCAAAUUGUUUCCCACUUCCAAAAUUGACCCACUUUCCACUUUUUCAAGUUUUGUGUGUUUUUUAUUGAAAUUUUUAUCAAAGAUAUGAUCAAAAUUCUAAAUGCUAAAUUUUGAUAACUAUUUCAGUAAGUUUUCCUAACGUAUUUGAUCAAUUUUCAAUAAAAAAGUCACAUCAUUUUUUGCAAAGAAAAAUAAUAAAAAAUUGGAACUGUUGGGAAAAAAUCAACAGCCCUUCAUGAAAUAUUUUGUUUUUGAAAGAAGGCAACUCUGUAAUGAAAACCAUGGUGUUCAGAAAAAUGAUGAGCAGCUCUUCAUACAGUAGAUCUUGUAGGGUGUGCAGUGAAGAACUACAAAGAUGGUAGCAGAUGUCAAGAAUCUAAAUUAUGAGUUAAGGUGAAGGAAAUUAUGUUCCCUGAAAGAGGAGAUUUCAAAAAGCUCUAAGGGAAACUUUGAAAUAUUGUGACAGGUUUCAGAGGGGUAGCUGUGUUAGUCUGUAUCAGCAGAAACAAGGAGUCCUUGUGGCACCUUAGAGACUAACACAUUUAUUUGGGCAUAAGCUUUC
This is a messenger RNA of Chrysemys picta bellii (western painted turtle), 6232 nucleotides long. RefSeq names its product family with sequence similarity 135 member B (gene FAM135B). NCBI's taxonomy places the organism in Eukaryota, Metazoa, Chordata, Testudines, Emydidae. The record is from RefSeq and is a predicted model, not a curated record.